UUGGCCUCACAGUUCUGAGGUACUGGGUUCAAUCCCAUCCCAAUCCCUGUUUGGAGUUUGCAUAUUCGCUCUGUGCCUCACACAUCCAUAAAAAUUAAACGUUAACAUUAAUUGGAAACUCUAAAUUGCCCCUAGGUGUGAUUGUGCAUGCGGCAGUUUCCGUCUCUAUGUGUCCUGCGAUGAUGGCUCGCAACCAGUUAAGGGUGUACCCCGCCUCCUGCCCGUUGACAGCUGGGAUAGGCUCCCGCGACAAUCGUGAGGAUAAGCGGCUAAGAAAAUGAAAAGGAUUUGGCCAGAGAGAAGGCCUCCAAGUCGUGUGACAGGAAAAGGCGUCCGAUUUGUUGAGCUUCACGUGCGAGCUCACGCUGCUUGCGCUGUGCUCGCGCGACACGUGGACGCUCACGCUGCUUCUCGAGCAUGCUUGUUUCUGCUCCUCACUGUCCAGGGAGCUCUCUCCGAGGUCUUCGGCACACUCAGGGCUCUGGCUCCCGCUCGGCUGUUUUUAAAGGCCGCUAAAAAUAACUCAACCUCCCUCCUUCCUUGUUUAGGCGGGCCAGACAGAGAGCUCCAGCCAAUGGCGAGCGUAGCAUCUUUCCAGCCCCGCCCCUCCCCCCCUCACCGGGCGGCCCCCUCCUAAAGCGAGCGGCGCAACGUCACGGACUUCAUUUACCUUGUAUGGUCACGAGAGCCAGCGACUGACAGGUGACUGCACCGCCCCCUGCCGGUCGAACCUGGCAACCCGAAGGCAGCCUGCCUUGCGCAGAGCGAGCGGAGGAGAAGCGGACCUGGCAACCCGCUGGCAGCCUGCAUGGCGAGCUGCCUGUGCGGAAGCAAAACUGGCAGGCAGCAAGCGACAAAACCAACUUUCAUUUUGCUCCUCUUUUGAAUAUUUUCAUUCAACCGCUCUCUAAUUUUGGGUUUGUAUGUGUCAACUGUAGUUGUUUUCUUUGUUGUUGUUUUCCUUCCCACCAAAACGCGAGAUAAGGAAAUAAUUGUUUGGAUGUGAGACUUCCGUGCGGACUUUUAUUAGUGGACCUUUUUCUUUUUCUUGUUAAUUUUGCCCACCAAGCAUGGACGUGCUGGCGAAUUACAGUAUAUUCCAGGAACUCCAACUGGUGCACGACACUGGUUAUUUCUCCGCGAUGCCUUCCCUGGAAGAGAACUGGCAGCAGACAUGUCUGGAGUUGGAACGUUACCUCCAGACGGAGCCCAGACGACUGUCGGAACUCCUGGACGAGGACCUGGACCGCCUCCUGGCCCCUGCCCUCACACGGGGAAGCGACAGCUAUGAGGGGCUUAUGGACCCUCUCCUGCCCAGUUUCCCGGCGCAGCCGAGCCCGCUCCCCAAAGUCCACGCCAAACUCCUUCAAACUUUGACAGACAGCAAGGAUCAAGUCCUGGUGGCGGGUGUGAGUGCCGCGCAGCUCAGUGCUGCCGUCACGUCGCUUACGCCGCCCUCGUCCCCCGAGUUGGGGCGCCACCUGGGGAAACAGGCGGGUGGUGCGCUCACGCUCAAGCUGGUGGCCAAGAAGGAGGGCCUUGGGGCGGCCAAGCUGGUGGCAGCACGGACGCUUACGUCCCCCCCGCCGCCGCCAGGCCUAGCGGAGGGGAUGCUGAGUGACGGGGAGCAGGGAUGCGGGCCCGGCCUGGCACAGGACUUGACUGAGAACAAGAAAAGAAUACACAGGUGUCAGUUUAAUGGCUGCCGCAAGGUUUACACCAAGAGCUCGCACCUCAAGGCACACCAGAGGACGCACACAGGCGAGAAGCCAUACAAGUGCUCGUGGGAAGGGUGCGAGUGGCGCUUCGCCCGCAGCGACGAGCUGACACGACACUAUCGCAAACACACUGGAGCCAAGCCCUUCAAGUGCAACCAUUGCGACAGGUGUUUCUCCAGGUCCGACCACCUGGCGCUGCACAUGAAGCGCCAUAUCUGAAGGGGGCGCCGCCUCCCAGCAGGACAGAACAACAAGAAGGGUGAAGAAGCCCGCCGACCACCACGCGGAGUCUCACGGAAGAGGAGGAGGAAUAGUUAGAUUGUUGCUUUUCAUUCACUGACACACACUGUUUUUAACACACCGUUUUCAAACGCAUCACACCGGUUUAACUUUUAGACUUUUCUUAGAUAAAGUCGUCACACGCUCGUCUUUGUAAAAUCCAGCUUACUGGAUUUUGGUUUUACGGCGAUUCCUCUUGAGAGCGCCAUCCAUCCCAAGAUAAGGACACAAUCUGACAUCCCAGAGACUCGCCGCCAUCUUGCCCGGCUCUCCUCCGACGCCAACGAUGCAACGGCAGCCGACGCGUGGCACCUGGCAAUGAGAAAAUGCGCAGCGACACUUUGAUUUUUUUUCUACUGGGAGAACCACUAGGAUUCUUCUUAGUGAUGACAUUUGAUACACUUUUUGCUCUUUGUCUCAUUGGAAGAAAAAUGUCUUGGAACUCUGCUGAAUGUGAGAGGACUAGCCAAUCAAAGAAACAGGAACAGGGAGUGCUUCUUUCAAAACGUCCCAGUUUGUGCCGCAGGAUGUGGGAGGCCACAAGGAAUGCCGCUGAUUAGCUGCUAAGUUAGCUGCUAACAUAGCCGAAAAUUAGCCAACAUUUGCCGCUAAUUUAAAUGUAAAUUUAGCCGCUAACUUGUUAGCUGAUGACUGCACUGACUUUUUUUCUAAUGUUCCGUGCUUUUUACUACUGCUAAUGGAAAAAAACUCAACAAAAAAUGAUGAAAAAUCACAAAAACACAUUAUGAACAUGCACGCACACCCACACACACACUCUUGAUGUUCAAAUGGCUUUUCACAUUUUUUUUCCUGACGAGAAAUGAUCUUAUCCUGGGUUCCAUAGUAAUCUUUUCUCGAUCCACUUUUGUCAUACUUUUCUCUUUGUAAACAUCAACCGUGGUCGCUGGAAAAUUGCACCUCGCUGGUCCCGUUGACGGGGUAAAAACCUCGGGGGGGUGGCACGGGAGGCUCCACAGUGCAGCUUGGAACAAUCGAUACCAAAAACCUCCAGCGUGGAUUCACCAUUUUGAGGCAGCUCCACCACGUUCCCUCAUGGAGGGAAAGGGGGUACGAAAAAAAAGACCACCGUCCAUCAACGACAGUUUACCCUCCAUUUGCUGUUGUGUGUAAAGCUACCCACGUGGAAAAGUCUGUGAAAUUGGACUAUUGAAUUUCCCACUUUCUAAGGUAUGAUCAGAAGCGAGAUGACGGCUGUGUGGAAUUUUUAACACUGACGCUCACUUUUCCAGGCCUGUUGCGUCAAAAGCAAUUGUCCAACUAUUUUAUACUGCUUUGCUGGUUUAGACGUUAAAGGGGUGUUUGAAAGUUGCACUCGUAAUGAGAUGUACAAUCACGGUGGGACGCCAGUUGCACUCUUCAAAGCACGAACGUCUGGCUGCGUCUGUGUCAUUACAAAACUCAUCAAAAACAUUUUUUUUUCGGACGCUUCAGCCUUGCUCGACCUUGUUUUGUUUCAGCUUGACUCCCCGCUAGCUUCCGAUUAGCAUAAGCACUAGCGGUGUCACAAUUCAUUGAUUCAUCUACAACUAAUCAAUAACCACAUUAAUAAACAACUACUUUGAUAAUUGA
Molecule: messenger RNA, 3587 nt
Organism: Syngnathoides biaculeatus (alligator pipefish)
Lineage: Eukaryota; Metazoa; Chordata; Actinopteri; Syngnathiformes; Syngnathidae
Product: Krueppel-like factor 7
Exons: 4
Coding region: 1071-1937 (288 amino acids)
Biological process (GO): regulation of transcription by RNA polymerase II
Molecular function (GO): RNA polymerase II cis-regulatory region sequence-specific DNA binding; DNA-binding transcription factor activity, RNA polymerase II-specific
Source: RefSeq, a predicted model, not a curated record